Diachasma alloeum is the source of this 1744-nucleotide messenger RNA. Its product is annotated as facilitated trehalose transporter Tret1. The record is from RefSeq and is a predicted model, not a curated record. NCBI's taxonomy places the organism in Eukaryota, Metazoa, Arthropoda, Insecta, Hymenoptera, Braconidae. Gene Ontology annotation, cellular component: membrane. The coding region runs from base 44 to 1408 and encodes 454 amino acids. Gene Ontology annotation, molecular function: sugar transmembrane transporter activity. The transcript is spliced from 3 exons. Gene Ontology annotation, biological process: transmembrane transport; carbohydrate transport.
UAUAUUAAGACCGUAUCAUAAAGAGAAAAUCGCGCAGUCAAUCAUGUGGCUCUACGCAGCAGCUAUUGCUGGCUACAUCGGUAUAUUCGCCGGUAGUACCCCUUACGGAUGGAGUUCACCGGCGAUACCUCUGUACAAAGAGCCCGACUCACCGGUCAAAAUCACUGACGAUGAAGGGGCCUGGAUUGCCUCGAUGUUUAUGCUGGGCUGUGCAAUGGGUCCUGUGAUGACUCUAGUGAUUGCUCAUAUAGCUGGUAGGAAAACUCUAUUGAUAGCCGCUAGUGUACCAUGGUUCAUAGGCUGGACGAUGAUUGUCUUUGCUCGCACUCCAGCGGAACUAUUGAUUGCGAGACUCAUCUCGGGUACCGGCACAGGAACAUCCUUCGCAGUUUUGCCCAUGUACCUGGGUGAAAUAGCUCCGGCUAAAAUUCGAGGGAUCCUGCUAACCGCAAUAAUGAUGGCAUCGCGAGUCGGCAUACUAUUUUCCUACGUGGUAUGUCCCCUAGUGUCAUUACAAACAAGUGCACUCAUUUCUCUGGUACUGCCCGUUCCCUUCGUCUGCUGCUUCAUUUGGCUGCCAGAAUCGCCGUACCAUUUUAUGCGUCGUGGGCGUCGCGAAGAGGCCUCAAAAUCACUGACCAUUCUUCGUGGCACAAAGGAUAUUCACACAGAAUUACACACGAUAGAAACUUCAGUGAAGGCCGAAAUGGCCAAUAGUGGUGGUUUGGGGCAGAUAUUUCUGGUGCCUGGAAACCGCAGGUCGAUGACUGUCGGUGCUGUGCUAGGACUGAUUCAACAGUUGUCAGGUUCGCAAGCGAUUAUGAUGUACACUCAAUCCAUAUUUGACCAAGCCAAUGUUGGUCUGGAGGGCAAAUACCUAGCUAUAAUCUUGGGGGUUAUUCAGAUAAUUUGCACAGGAUUGUGCACUGUGAUUGUCGAUCGCAACGGACGACGUCCCUUGUUACUAUUCUCAUCCAUCGGAUCGCUGAUAUCAACAGGCGCAGUUGCUGUAUACUUCAAUCUCCAAUACUCAAAUGUCAGUACUACUUCAAUUGAAUGGUUGCCAGCCACUGGGUGCAUGUUUUACGUGGUAUUUUAUUCUCUCGGUCUUGCUCCACUCCCAACUACUGUAAUGGGCGAGCUAUUCCCAACGAACAUAAAAUCACUUGCCUGUGUGAUUGUCGUUUUCAUCGCCAACUUCACUGGCUUCGUAGUUGGUAAAACGUAUCAGCUUAUCAGCGAUUCUAUGGGUACCCACGUUGCUUUCUGGAUGUUUACUCUUUUCAAUGUACUCGGGACUAUUUACAUUUGGUACUGUGUACCUGAAACUAAAGGAAAAACUCUCCAGGAAAUUCAGGCGGAGUUGCAUCAUGAAAAAGGUGAAGUGGAUAAAAAAAUACCGGCGUAAAUUGGAUGAGUGAGAGAAGAAUGUCUUUUUUUUAUUGGAAUGCCAUUGUUAUUAUUGAGUGUUAGCGAUCGAUGCGUUGUGUAUGAUUUAGGUAUUAAGCCUCCAAGUGGUCUCAUGAACGAUUCAUUUUUCCGUCGAUAAAAGUUACGUAAUAAUAGUUACGUAAUUUACGGAACUAUUGUUUUCAUGCGGUAUUGCCGUCAAAGUUGAUGAGCGAACUAAAACUAGACUGUGAACGAAACCCAGUGUGUGCUGGUCCAUCGUCAUACAAUUAUAAUAUUUUGUAAAAUAGUGUAAAGUGAUGAAUGAAUUGAUAUUAAACUUCAUAUGGAAAUG